AUGAACUGCUGGCCGCUAGGGCCACGAUUCCCUGCAUGGCUUCAAUCACAAAAAGAUCUUCGUAUUCUAGAUUUAUCGAAUGCAAGUAUUUCAGAUGUCAUACCUUCUUGGUUUUGGAGCCAGUUAUCCCAAAUCCAGAUACUGGAUCUUUCUCAGAAUCACAUUCGUGGUAGUAUUUCAAAGAUAUUUUCAUCGAUGGCAAUCUAUCUUGGUUCAAACAAUUUCUCUGGGCCACUCCCACGUUUCUCCCAUACCAUCCUGCAAUUAGAUCUUUCUGACAACUCAUUCAGCGGAUCUCUUUCUCCCAUAUUUUGUGAACAUGAAGAUAGUAAAAGGUCUCUGUCUUUUCUCGACCUGUCAAGAAAUCUUUUCUCCGAAGAACUUCUUGAUUGUUGGACGGGCUAUACAAAUCUAAUAGUUCUACAACUGGGAAACAAUAACCUGUCAAGCAAUAUACCAAGCUCCCUGGGUUCUCUAUCUAACCUUCAGUCAUUAGUCCUGAACAGAAACAAUUUGUCUGGAAAUUUGCCAUUAUCCCUGCAGGAUUGCAAAAAGCCAAAGAUUGUAGAUUUGAGUGAGAAUCAUUUUUUCGGGGGCUUAUCCAUUUGGAUGGGAAAUAGUUUGGUCGAUCUUGUGGUUCUUCAGCUUCGCUCAAACAAGUUUAGUGGUGGUAUUCCUCAGCAGCACUGUAAUCUCUGUUUUAUUCAAGACUUGGACCUGGCACAAAACAACUUAUCUAGAUCUAUUCCAGGAUGCUUUAGUAAUUUUGGUGGCAUGAGGAGACAACAACGUUCUACUCAAAUCAUUACAUUUUCACCAGAGGGAAAAUUUCCAGAAACAGUAACCUUGGUAAUAAACAGAAUAGCAUACGAGUAUAGCAAUGCACAACUUGCUCUCUCCUCAACCCUAGACCUCUCGAGUAAUAACUUCAUUGGAGAGAUGCCAGAGUAUUAA
This is a messenger RNA of Juglans microcarpa x Juglans regia, 954 nucleotides long. Its product is annotated as receptor-like protein EIX2. The record is from RefSeq and is a predicted model, not a curated record. Gene Ontology annotation, molecular function: protein binding. The transcript has a single exon. Lineage: Eukaryota; Viridiplantae; Streptophyta; Magnoliopsida; Fagales; Juglandaceae. The coding region runs from base 1 to 954 and encodes 317 amino acids.